Molecule: messenger RNA, 5146 nt
Organism: Mytilus californianus (California mussel)
Lineage: Eukaryota; Metazoa; Mollusca; Bivalvia; Mytilida; Mytilidae
Product: ubiquitin-conjugating enzyme E2 Q2-like
Exons: 9
Coding region: 111-1103 (330 amino acids)
Source: RefSeq, a predicted model, not a curated record
AGGAUAGCAGAAAGAUUUUUUUUCUGUGGUGUAAGCGAUAUGUUAUUUUUUAUUGUGAAAUAGAAAGUACACUGUCUCGUUAAAAAUAAGCGAAAUUGAUUAAAGAGAAAAUGAAUUUUAAAGAAUGUACAGGAGCUUCACAGGCAUGGUGCUUGGAAAGUGGAACAUCUUUCAAAGUAGACUUUAUUGACGAGGAAGAGAGAAAAAUUCAUUUCAAAUGGCAAGGAGAGGAUGAGGAAGAAAGUUCUGAUAUAAAAUUUAGCAUAACAGUCCCAAUUAAAGACGACUCAAGCAGUAAAUGGAUGUUUUGGUCAGAAAAUGAAGAUGUUUUAAACACAAUAAUGGAAAUGCAUGACUACACAGAUGCAUGUAAAGAAAAAUCAUUUUUACAGAUUCUCUCAAAAGUAGACUCCUUGUUAAAACCAUUAACUGAUCCUGACAAUGAAUCUGAAGCAGAUGAGAUAGAAGAUGACUACUAUGCUGAUGAUGAUAUUGAUGCUUCCAUGCCAGAGGCUGAUCAAGAUAUGGCAAGAGGUGCUGAAGGGAUAGAUAGUGGAGAAGAAGAUGAAGUUGGAGCUAAUUUCUUUGGUGAUGUUGGUUCAAAAGCUGCUGUUGCAAGACUCAUGUCAGAUUUAAAAACAAUGAAGAAAGAGUCAAAUAAAUUUGGACUUGAUGGAACUCCAAGGGGAGAUAAUUUAUUUAUAUGGGAUAUUAAAUUGAAAGAUUUUCCGGUUGAAUCAAAGCUUGGUAAAAACCUUAAAGAAUAUUCUGAAAAAUUCAAAAGAGAACCAGUAAUACAGUUAGAGAUGCAGUUUCCACAUGAUUAUCCAAUGACACCACCAUUUGUCAGAGUAGUUAGACCCAGAUUUAAAUUUCUCACAGGUCACAUAACAAUCGGUGGCAGUAUUUGUAUGGAAAUGCUAACCAAAUCUGGUUGGCGACCAAUUAAUGAUAUCGAGAUGAUUUUAGUUCAAAUCCGAUCAGAGAUAAUGUCUGAUAGUCAGGCUUCACUUGAUAUGAAUGAUGCCGAUAGACCAUACGGUGAACAGGAAGCUAGAGAUGCAUUUAAUAGAAUGGUCAAACGAUAUGGUUGGAAUUCAUAAAAGGAGUAGAUGUUUGGAUGUGUAUGUUAUAUAAGAGAAGAUGUGUGAUUUUGAGUUUGACUGUAAAUAAAAGUGACAACCAUAUUUCCUUACAUAAGAAAACCAUGAUAUGAGACUGCUAAACUGGGAACAAAAUCAGCGAGAGAAAGUUUUGAAUGCAUAAUUAGUAUUACAUGUAUCAUUAAUCAUGGAAAUUGUAGAUGUUAGAUCUCAUACUGCAUGGUCCAGCAACAUUUGUAUUUUAUCAAACUUGUGUAUUUUUACUGAAACCCUUAUUUAAUGAAGCAGAGAUGUUUAUUAGUGAUCAUUGUAUGCAUUUGUUUGUCUGCACUUUGUAUCAGCAACUAAGUACCUGUAUUGUUACAUGACUUUAAGAGGAUCUUCAAUUCCUUUUGUCAAUAAACUCAUUUUAUUGAAGUAAUUUUUUAGGAUGUUCUAUUACAAAACAUCACUUUUGCCAUUUCAACACAAAUAAGGGAGAAUAAGGGUAUGGAUUUGUUAGCUCUGAUCAUUUAGUUUUUAUUUUUCUGGGAAUUUUUAUAAUAUUUUAAUUAUUGUAGAUGUCAUUUAAUUUUUUUGUUUCCAUUUUUUGUAUUUUAUUCAAACUGAAGAACCUACAAUUUAAUCUUGUUUCAGUAAAUCUUAUCUUUUUACUUCUAAUGCUAAAUAUUUUUCAUUGUUGUAAAAGUUCACAUGAUUAUGACAUGUUCAAGUACUGGUAGUAUAUUUAAAUGGUUGUUAAUCAAUCUUUGGUUGCAUUUUCAUAAGAAGUAAUGAUAUUUAUAUGCUUUCAGUUUUAUGAGUUAGUGUUUUAAGUUAAAUUAAUUACAGUAUUGUACUUUAUUUUUAUUUUAUUUUAUAUUUUGUGAAUAAAAGUUUAAAAAAAACCUAUAAAUAACCAUUGUUUAUGGUAGGUAGUAUUCCUUUAUGAAUUUUUUUUUUCAGUGUUUGAGGGAAUGAAAAAUUGUUCACAGAGAGUUACAUUAUACAUGUAGUAACAAAAAAAGUUUGUGCAUAUAUUAUUUGUUCUUAACCAACUGAUUUUUCACCACAAUUGCAAAAUAGAAUUACAGAUAGGAUUUUGUUUAUCUUUAUCUUUAGAGAAUAUGGUAUUUAUAGCAGAUCUGAAAUAGUCUUCAUUGAAUCUUUCAGUGCUUGUGCCAGUGCUCACCAUUUACAAACUGAUUUUCAAAAGUAAAGAAUUAUUUCUGUCAGAUCAAAUUUGUCUCUUAGAUUUUAACAAAAUCUACAACUUUACCUAGCAACAUUAUCUAUUCGCAACUGCUUUUAGAUUCUUGGUAAUUUAGGGGAUGAUGUGUUGUAUACUAUAGACUCUUCUCUAUUGUUGAAGACCAUAUAUAGACCUCUAGGUGUCUUUUGGUUUUUUAUGUUGUUGGGUUGCUGUCUAAUUGACAUAUACUCCAUAUCUCCAUUUUACUCAUAGUAAAGUGCAUCCCUGCAAUAUAAUUCACUUAUUCAAGUGAAUGAUAACAAUUUUACGGGUUUACAUGUAUAAAAUAAAGUGAAUAAUGAGACGAUUUAUUUUUUUCUUGAAUUUAAUUUAAUAUUCAUGUGUAAUGUAUCAAAAUAUAUAAACAAAAUGACCAUGAUUGAAUUUAUGCAUUAUUUUGAAGUUAAGAAUUUUAUUAUGUCUAUAAAACUGUAAUAUAAAACAAUGUCUGAAAUAAUCUGCUUUAUGUGUUUGAAGCAUAUGUUUUUAUAUUGGUCAGAGAUUGCACUUUUUCUGAAUGGCCUGAUUUAUCAACUGGUAAGGACAAGACAUAUGGCCAAAACCAGUCCCCAAAUCAGAUGUUGGAGCAAUCUCAGACUAUAAUAAAGUAUGCAGUGUUUACUAUUUGAAGUUUUGUAUGUAAGUUGAAGUCUACAACCCCAAUCAGUCCCAAAAACAGGCCUUUCAGUUUAAUAUAAGGACAUUGAAAAUAAGCUCUUUACUUCCAUGGGUCGUCCUUGGGUGGAGGUAUUAAUUUGUAUUUGUAUAUUAACUACUGAUUAAAUAAUAUAAUCAUUAUUAUUCUGCUAUCAGAGCAUUCUAAAACUAUUAUUAUACCCCCGCUCUGAAGGAGGGGGAUAUACUGGUUUACUUCUGUGCAUGUUCCCAUCCUAUGAAAUUUUCCUCACAUUUUUCUUAGGAAAUAUGAAUUUGAGCUUUCUGAAAUUUAGUAUCAAGCUUAAUGUGAGCAUGCUUUAUCGUGCGAUGCAUUUUCACAUUCUUUGCUCAUCGUGUCCCUUUGACCUCAUUUUGUUAUGUCAUAUGUUGUCUAUUUUAAUGAUGAUUCAUUUUAUACAUUUCAAAAAAUUCUGAUAAUCUUGUAAUUUAACAGAAACAAAAGUAAAGCUACAUGUAGCUAUAGAUGGUUCUGGUUAUUUUGUGUAUCUCUAAUGGUAUGUAGCUCCCACAUCUUUGCCAUUCCAAAACUAUUAACUGUCAGCAUUCCCCAUAAAGUGUGGUGAAGAAUACUUCAUCAACUGCAGAAAAUUGUAUAUAUGUUUCUUUUAUAUCAUGAGAAUUAUGUAUGAUCUCAUAUAAUUUGCUGUUGUAAGAUAUAUAAUUUCUGUAAAUGAUUGAAAUGUGUGAUUUGUGUAUACAAUGUACCAGUAGUAAAAAUGUAGCUUAAAGGGCAUAUAAACAAACCAAUGUCUUUCUAUGAUACUUUUUGGGGGAUUAAAGUUAAUAAACUUGACAUACUGUAAAAAACUUAUUUUAAUGGAUACUUUUUUAUAGGCAAUUUACAUUUUCCCUUUGAUCUUACUGCCUAAUAUUUUGCUAUAUUGUGAACAGGACAUGAUACUCGAAAAUAUUCAGGCAAUGAUGUGGCUUAACAAAUAUCACAACGUUUUGUAUGUGUACAAAUAGGUUUACUAACUAUUUAAUUUUAUUUCAUAUUCUCAACCAAAAACCAUGCAGUUAAGACAAAUUACAGAUAAAAAGAAGAAUGACAUCUUAAUUUUUUGAUACUGACUUGAUCAGCUCGAAAAUCAGCUUGCCCUAGUGUGCUCGCUUGAUAUUCUUGUUGAUAAAGUCAGUAUCAAUAACACAAAGGCCAUUAUCCUCAAUUUAUUGUUUAGUCCUUCUGGCUAAGUUCUCAAAGAUAUAUUUUCUGGAUUUUCUAAUUUUGACAAAUUCAUGACUAUUUGUAUUUGUAGUAUUUUUCUUUUUGCAAAACUCACAUAAAUGAGUUUGUUUAUGGUAUAUCAGAAAUCCAAAAUUUUAUACUAUAAAAUGAACACUACUUAUUAUACAUGUCAUACAUGUAGAACUACUUGUGUAUUUCAGUCUAUGAAACAGAUUAUCUGCACUUGCGUACUAGUAUUUCAGUCUAUGAAAAAUCACAGAUUAUCUGCACGUCAUUAUUAGAAUAUUUGGGUUGAUUCUCUCUGUCAUUUGAUGAAUUCUUGAAUUACUUGGACAGAUUAAUUAUAGACCAUUCCAUGUUAUAAGUACCUAUGGUGCACUUGUCAGAAUGAUUCUAUUUCUAUGCUUGUUUUGUUUUGAUGUUACUGUAGAAGUACUUAUAUUCAUAAAUGACUGUUGUUUUUAUUCUAUUGACAAAUAAUUUGUUCAUGAGUUUCUUAUGAGUUAUUAUUAUAAUUAUUGUACAUUAUGAUAGGUCAAUGAAACAUAAUAUGCCUUUCACAGGGUAUUUUAAUGUAUGGUUUUUAGGAGCAAUGAAAUAUAAGAAUUAAUUGAUACCAAGAAAGAGAUGUGCUGUCACACGUAUCUUACUUCAUUUUUCAAUAUUUUCGACAUCCAAUACUUGGGUUCCAACUUACAGUACAACUUACAAGAAAUAAUUUUGGAGAUGUACAUAUCAUGUGUCAAAUUAACUGUAUCAGUUAGUGAAAAAGCAUUUUAAAAGUUUAGUGUUUAAUGAUUGUUAAUGAUGCAAAAGUUUGUAUAUAUGCGAAUAUUUAUUUUGAUGGAAGUAGAAAAAAACUGAAAAAAAAACAUUGCUUAUUGUUUGUAAGAAAUACAUUAUUCUGUGAUAAAACCAAACAUUAUUCAAUAAAAUAUUAAAGAAGAG